Messenger RNA from Theileria annulata, 1149 nucleotides. RefSeq lists its product as uncharacterized. NCBI's taxonomy places the organism in Eukaryota, Apicomplexa, Aconoidasida, Piroplasmida, Theileriidae. Gene Ontology annotation, cellular component: cytoplasm; nucleus. Gene Ontology annotation, biological process: inositol phosphate biosynthetic process. Bases 1 to 1149 code for a protein of 382 amino acids. Gene Ontology annotation, molecular function: kinase activity. The transcript has 7 exons. The record is from RefSeq and is a predicted model, not a curated record.
AUGUCAGUUCUGCUGGAAAAGUCAGUUCGAUAUAUGGAAAUGGAAGAGUCUCAGGAAGAAGACUCUAAGAGUAAUUUUGGACCAAAAAUUGCACUUGAAACACUUGGUGAGAACCAGCUUAAACUUAGCGGUACUUCCUUCAUUCUCCGAGAUUUUGACCAAAAAUUCGUGUACAAGGUCAUUAAAACUCAUUCCGCCACUGAAGCUGUUUUUUACUCGAUUGUUUAUCGCAUUUGCAUUCCUCGUCUAAACGAUUUCAGAGUUAACAACAUUAAUCCCGAUGUUUUCGAAAAUAUUUCCUAUUUAGUGGAUAACGAGUUAAUUCCUAAUUUUUAUGGAAUCACUUCCAUUUCUUAUGAAGAUCAUCGUUGGUAUGAUUUGGGCCACGUAACUGACGUGUCUGCGAACACUUUCAAGGCCAUUAAGCUUGAAAAUUUGAUGCAUGGAUUUGAGAAUCCCGGAGUUAUUGAUAUUAAACUCGGCUCACAUAACGUCAACGAUGAUAUUAUUCUAAUAUUGCACUUAUUAUAUUUACCUAUUUGUAACAUGAAUUGGUUAGAGUGUUAUGGCGAAAUCGAUGACAAGAUAAAGGUAAAAUCCGUUGAACUUUGGAGAGAAUUGAAGAGCAAAUAUCAUAAAUCUGUCCAAGAUGCAACAUUAAAAUCACCUCCAGAUUUUAAUGCGUCAGAUUUGGGAUUGCCUGAAUCGUAUAAUAAAUUGGAUAUGCAUACACUUUUCAUGUUAAUAAAGACCUGGAGACAGAAACAAGUUGCUUUGGAAACCACUGAACAAGAACUUGGUUUUCGUAUUACUUCAAUAUAUAUUCAACAUCCCGAUAAGAAUUAUGUAAUCACUAGCAAUGAGGCUAAGAACUUGACUAAGACGCAAACAAUAGACUUACUGAGCAAUAUAUUUAAGAAGGAUGAGAGGAUGGAAAUGAUUAGGCUGAACUUAAUAGGUUUUAUCGAGCGCCUAAGUGAGUGGAUAAGUCUCCAGAAGUCCAUUUCCAUAGUCGCCUCCUCAAUUCUAAUAAUUUUUGAUGUAAAUAACCCAAAUCUUCACAGGAUCAAGUGGAUUGACUUCACUCACAUUAACCACAAUUCCACACCCACUACAGUAUCACUCUAUUCACAAUAUUUCACCAGUUAA